AUGGGGCGUCCGGAGAUGUCUUAUAGCCCUGCCUACCGGGACCAGCAAACCCGCGGUCUCGUACUUGCGUCUCCUCCUCCUCCGCCUCCUCCGCCGCCGCCGACUGCCCGCCGAGCUCUCGACCAACCCUCUGUCCCUGGCGGAGUGCUCUGCCAGUCCUCGGACUCAUUUGACGGCCACGACGCCAGUCCGAGCACUCGCUCCUACAUCCCCGACCCCUCCCACGUGGUCUCCGCCUCCAUUGGUGCCCGGACAUCCGUUUCUAGCACCACGCACAAGGAAGCCCGCACCCGCACUGGCUCGGCAGAUCAGCCGUCCAUGUCCAGCGAGCUGGGGGGUUCCAGCGCAGCCCGCGGGCCGAAACGAACUACUCCGGAGGACGAUGGGUCGACAGAUGACAGCGAGGAUGCGGUGUUGAUGCUGUUCCGCCUCUCCCUCCCCGUCCCAAUCUUCUCCCUCGCUGCCUCCCUCUACGCCGUCUCCGCCAUCAUCUUCGCCGUCCUAAUCUCCCCACUCCGCCUCUGCUCCAUAUCCCACUACCUCCACACCACCUCCUUCGCCUCGCAGCUCUGCGACCUCCUCUCUCCAGCACUACAUAUCCACGAGCGUCUAGUCAACCUACGAACAUCCUCCAACACAGCCCGCUCCCAAUCCACACAAUGGAUCCACGCAGACCCAGACCCCGAGCCCGACGGACCGGUGGUCGUCCCCUCGGACUCGCACGAGUACUAUUCCGUGACAGGUCUGAUCCUCGUCCUGAUGCUCUCCAUCUUCGGAUGUCUUGCUGUCCUGCUCUCUGUCUGGACAGCGGCCUUCUUCUGGGUCUUUGCUAUGAUGCUGGGUAAUCCCGACGGCACGGAGCGUAGCGAUGAUGGCCGCGCUGCUGUGCUGGGUGUUUGUAAGUGGUGGCAGACUUGGUUGGGUAAGGCGAGGAAAGUUAGAUAG
Molecule: messenger RNA, 945 nt
Organism: Penicillium lagena
Lineage: Eukaryota; Fungi; Ascomycota; Eurotiomycetes; Eurotiales; Aspergillaceae
Exons: 2
Coding region: 1-945 (314 amino acids)
Source: RefSeq, a predicted model, not a curated record